AUGAAAACACAUUUACUUGAACUUGCCAUCCCUUCCGAGGAUAUUGCUUUCGGUUUGAUGGGCGAUUUUGAAGCGGACUCUCACCCCAACAAAGUGUCUUUGAUCGCGGGAGCAUAUCGUGAUGAAAAUGGAAACCCCUGGGUUUUGCCCAGCGUUAGAACGGCAAAGGAGCAGCUUCGCGAUGAAAAUCACGAAUAUUUGGGAAUAGCAGGCUCGCCAACGUUCAUCAACCUGGCAAAGGAACUUAUCUUCGGCCCCGUCGCAUCCAGCUUUCAAGAUAACAUUGGGUCAAUUCAAACGGUGUCCGGUACAAGUGCAAACCACCUUGCUGCCACAUUCUUGGCCGACCGACUUCGCCCAAACCGCGUGUUCAUUCCAUCGCCGACCUGGAUCAAUCACAAAUCUAUAUGGGAGGCGACUGGGGUCACAGUUGCAGAGUAUCCGUACUACUCUUCCAGUACAAAACAAGUGGAUAUGGCUGGGAUGAUGGACACCCUGGAUCAGGCCGAGCCCAAUGACAUUGUCGUUCUGCAAGCCUGCGCACACAACCCCACUGGUGUGGACCUGUCAAAGUCUCAGUGGCGGCAGAUUGCUGAUUUAUGUCAUCAAAGAAUGCUAUUUGUCGUCUUUGACAGUGCAUACCAAGGCUUUGCGACUGGUGAUGUUGACGGCGACGCGUGGGCGGUUCGUCAUUUUACAGAAAAGGUUCUUGCGUUCGAAAACCAUCCAGGCUUGUGUGUUGCGCAGUCAUUCUCGAAGAACUUUGGGCUCUAUGGUGAGCGUGUCGGUGCUUUACACCUGGUCUUACCGCGGAAUGUUUCGGCACAGGGCGCGCGUGAUGAACUGAAGACGAUUGUACGACGGGAAUAUUCCAAUCCACCUCGAUUUGGGGCAAGUAUUGUUCAGAAGGUCCUGGGUGACCGUGGUUUGAGAGUCCAAUGGGAAGAUGAUUUGAACACCAUGAGUUUACGAAUUAAGAUCAUGAGAUGCGAGUUGAGGCACGCGCUGGAGAAAAAGACGCUGCAGGACUGGUCGCAUGUGGAAACGCAGAUUGGAAUGUUCAGCUAUACGGGCUUGACGAAGGAGCAGGUUUCCCGACUUCGAGACGAGUUCCAUAUCUAUUUGUUGCCGUCAGGCCGCAUCAGUGUGUGUGGGCUGAAUGAAGGCAAUCUGCAACAUGUGGUCCACGCUAUUGGCGAAGUUACAAAAGGCUAG
Molecule: messenger RNA, 1215 nt
Organism: Penicillium waksmanii
Lineage: Eukaryota; Fungi; Ascomycota; Eurotiomycetes; Eurotiales; Aspergillaceae
Exons: 2
Coding region: 1-1215 (404 amino acids)
Biological process (GO): L-aspartate biosynthetic process
Cellular component (GO): cytosol
Molecular function (GO): L-aspartate:2-oxoglutarate transaminase activity; pyridoxal phosphate binding
Source: RefSeq, a predicted model, not a curated record